AUGUCCAGCCCCUCGACAUCCUCGGAAAACUCUCAGUUUACCACCCCCGCCUCUUCUCUCGCCUCACCUUUACUUUCCUCCACCCACAUUACUCCGAAACCGAAAGUCCUCCUCAUCGGUGAUUUUUGCGGUAUCCCGAAAUAUGAUAACCUCAUUCGCGAGAUUGCAGACGUCCACACUAUGCCCCGAUGCGGCUAUACCGAGACUGCAGCGCUUAUCAAACAAAAGGUUGAAGAGGAAGGAAGCUUUGUCGCUUUUGGUGGCCUCUUUGUCAUCACCGACAACUUCCCCUCACUAUGGGAUGCCGGCCUCCUCUCCCCCCUCCUCCCCGCAUGCAGACUCUUUGUCGGCCCCGGCGCAGGAUACGACAAAGUCGACAUUCCCUACCUCUCCUCCCACGGCGCUCUCUACGCCAACUCCCCCCAUGCUGUUGGAGAACGUACCGCCGACGGGGCUCUGGGUCUCGUCCUAGCUGCAGCGAGAGGUAUUGUACGAUAUGAUAUAGGUGUGAGAUCAGGGGGAUGGAGGGAUGUGGGUGUGAAGAGUGUUGAUUGGCGUAAUGCCAAAAUCGGUAUCGUCGGGCUCGGCGCUAUCGGCCUCCGUCUCUCCACUCUCCUCACAUCCCUCUCUUCCACCCUGCAAAUCCAUUAUCACUCCCGCCACCUCUCAUCCUCCCAUCUCGCCACGUCCUACACCUAUCACUCUACGCUUUCCAACCUCCUCCCUGUCGUCGACAUUCUCGUCCUCACGUGCCCGUUGACAAAAGCGACAGAAGGCAUUAUAGGGGAGGAAGCGUUCAAGCAGAUGAAAGACGGAGUUAUUGUCGUGAAUGUGUCGAGGGGAAAGGUCAUCGUCGAAGACGAGCUGGUCAAAGCUCUUGAGAGCGGUAAAGUGCUUCGAGCGGCUUUGGACGUAUUCGAGAACGAACCCCAAGUCCACGCCGGUCUUCUCUCCAACCCCAACGUCACACUCUCCCCCCACGUAGCCCCCGCCCCCGACUCCAUGGGCCCCGCCCUCAACGCCGAAGUCCUCGAAAACAUCAUCCACUACCUGCAAUCUCCCUCCGGUUUACCGCUCACGCCCGUCAACGUUGAUCAGGUGGAAGCUUUGGGGUUCACGACGGGGGCGAGGCGGGAGGUGUAA
Molecule: messenger RNA, 1143 nt
Organism: Cryptococcus wingfieldii CBS 7118
Lineage: Eukaryota; Fungi; Basidiomycota; Tremellomycetes; Tremellales; Cryptococcaceae
Product: oxidoreductase
Exons: 5
Coding region: 1-1143 (380 amino acids)
Cellular component (GO): cytosol
Molecular function (GO): hydroxypyruvate reductase [NAD(P)H] activity; glyoxylate reductase (NADPH) activity; NAD binding
Source: RefSeq, a predicted model, not a curated record